ACACAGGUGCGGUGCAACAUCAAUAAGCUCUGUGUAGGGUUCGAGGUGAAGGUCGCUGGGUGCUGGCGAGACGUACGGCAGCAACCCGAUGCAAGUCAGCCAAACGGACUUCGCCGCCACGAAGGUCUCGGAUUCAAGCUCACUAUGGAGAGGUAUGGCUAUGCCUGGUUUCUUGACAAGAUCGACUGGAAUACGCUUACCUUCCGCCAACCUUAUGCACCUUAUAUGAUGUUCAACAACCCAUCCAUGCAGAAUGCGUAUCGCGCUCGAUACCACCAAGUGCGAGAUGUACGGAUCGACUUCAUUCGAGUGAAUAAGGCAUACCAGUGGAUGCUUGAAUUCAGCUCUAUCCCCAACUGCCUUUACCUCCUAGAAAAUUACCUUCGGGAGCUGUGUCUGUGUGCCUUUCGCAAAGACGUUUUCUUCCACGUCAAGUCAGCUCUGAAGCCAGAAUAUCUGGAAUCUGCAUUGUCAGGAGAGAUUCCUCUGUAUUACGAUAGUGAUGACUAUUUUGAACGACAAGGAUGGAACGAAAAGCCAUAUCGCAUGCUAUUCCAACAGAGUUUCCAUGCCAUCAAAACUGCACGAGGCAAGGCUGGCGCACGGAAGUGGCGGCAAGACCUGAAAAGGUCGUUUCUUGGAAGCCAUUGGACUCUUCCUUAUCCACAUAGCCGGGGAUUUAUGCGGAAAGAUAAAGAAGAAAAACAGUUCAUUUGGUGGCCUAGCGCGCAUCAGGGACUUAUCAGAUACUACGCCAAGUCCCGACAGACUGGAACUCUAGCACAUCCACUGCCAGCCUCCAACAUCAAACUCCAUCCUGUCGAUGGCUGGCAAUUAGCAACGACUCUAUUUUCCAAGAGCUACAUGCCCUAUGUCAUG
Messenger RNA from Fusarium redolens, 879 nucleotides. RefSeq lists its product as uncharacterized. The annotation marks the transcript as partial. The record is from RefSeq and is a predicted model, not a curated record. Lineage: Eukaryota; Fungi; Ascomycota; Sordariomycetes; Hypocreales; Nectriaceae. The transcript has 3 exons.